GAACUUCGAAGAGUUGCAGACAAGAUCAGAAAAUUCAAAAGCGUAGCCACUGCUACCGUGUUCUUCAACAUUCAGCUUUAUAAUUCAUCCCACGAGAUAUUCUUACUCAAUCAAUCAGUAGUAUUAUGUCCGUCAUGGCUUCCUUUCCCGUGGAUAUCUGGGCAUCGAAGGCACAACAAAACGCUGUCAGCGCUACCAAUAUGGGCAUGCAGCAACAGUGUCACUUUGCUGAUCGGAUGGCGGCGGGUUUCAUGGUCGACCUUGGAAACAAUACCAAUGGUCCCUCGCCGUCCACAACUCCUGCUGUGAGCCAGGCAUCGCGCAACCUUCCCAGCUUGCAGCAGCUUGGCCCACAGCGUAGCUUCAGUUCAUCCGGAACUCUCUCCCCGGUGGCCACUCCCAGCAGUUCUUCGCUGCAGUCCUCGCCCGACGCGUCCCCCGCCCAGACACCGGACGACUGCGUAGAGGGAGGGCAGCUCAACUCGGUGAUCCUGCCACGCGUCAUGACCGUCAGGGAGGCACGCCAUCAUCGACGCAAGCAGGCAACCAUGCGUGAAGCCAAGCGCGCCGUGGCCAUCCGGAAAGCGUUCACCUCGCUCGAGGAGUGCAUCCCAGGACACGACGAGCGUAGCUACACACGUCUGGAGAUUCUGGAGCAAGCCACAGUUUACAUUAACGAACUCACCACGGCGCUGAAGAUGAGCAGCAACCGAGCCUCUUCUCUCCGCGCCGCCACCGCCUCCGUCCGUGGAAUCAGCAGUGCCCCUCAGCAACUGCAGCACAUGCCCACCCAGCCGCAUUGCCUGAUACCCACCACGUCCUUCCCCAGCGCGUCUGGUGCCAUCCGCGUGGACACUCCGCCUGCGGACAAGUCGUUCGCCAGCAGCGGGAUCACGACGUGCAGCGCGUUUACCAGCUUCAGCACCACCAGUGGCUGGAAUACCACACCGCUCAGUCAUGCAGCACGUCCCCAGACCAGCAGCAACAUGACCGCCAGUGCCAAUGGGUCGGGUCUCAUUCACAGCUUCCUGCCUACACCCCAGCACGAGCAGGUGGCUGCGUUUCAACCAGUAACAACCUCCAGCUCUGCUGUGCCAAUGACCAGCCACAGCUCCGAGCAGGGAUUGGGCUUGUUGAGCCUUGACGACCUUCUAGCCAAUAGCACUGGCUCCCAAGCGAUGAUGUCCAGUGGAUCUACUGGAAACUGGGCUGACAUUCUGGACAGCAGCAUCCCAGAAGCGGUUCACUGAUCAGCAGAGAAUCUCCAGCUUCAAUCAACAGUGCAGCAGAACAAGAAACCAACGGUUCUGUUCGCCAAUCUUGCUGAUGUCUGAAACCUCACCAAGGUGAAGUACGAAUCACCUGUGCUGUCGUGAAAGCAGAGCCGCAGACAACCCAGUCCGCUGGCACUAUGCCCUGCCCCUGGAGCGCCGCCCUGCCCCUGGAGCGCCGCCCUGCCCCUGCCCCUGCCCCUGGAGCCGCGGCCCAACGCUUCAGCAGCACUGGCCUCCGUCCGUCCCAAGGACACACAGCUGGCCGUACGUGCUGGGAAGCACACCUGCCGCCUUCUCCAAAGAAUCUGGAACUGUUGCAGUACACAACUUGCGUUGCUUUCUGCUCCCAAUUUCCAAUCAUUAUAAUUAUCUUUGUGAGAAGCCUGGCUAGCUCCGAGUUGCGGCGUGUGGUGGUGAUAGUGGUGUGGUGGUGGUUUAAGAGCAAGCGUAAGUCUAAGCAUUGCUGUGUGCCGAACACUGGUGUUCCUGCUGGCAUGCAAACCUCAAAGACGUGUUCGAUUUAUACUUGUAGUGCUGCAGCUUGCUACGGGACCUGACUAUAGGCUCCAGGAAUACUAGCUACAUGUGCAUUGUAUUUGUAGCUUAGCAAUCACUACAUCUACAAUGCAAUGCAUUAAAAUUCAAUCGAAUGAUUAUUUGGCGUAAUAUUCUAUUUUGAUUAUGCUGGCUAUGCAAUAUUUUGAACUUGUCUGUCGUGUUCUACCUUUGGAUGAGCAUCAGUUUCUUGAUGCGUUAUUCAAGUUAAUUCCUUUUUCACUAAAUCAUGUAUGUUCCGAAGAAGAAGUCCGAAAGUCAA
Molecule: messenger RNA, 2091 nt
Organism: Sycon ciliatum
Lineage: Eukaryota; Metazoa; Porifera; Calcarea; Leucosolenida; Sycettidae
Exons: 1
Coding region: 126-1250 (374 amino acids)
Molecular function (GO): protein dimerization activity
Source: RefSeq, a predicted model, not a curated record